AUGGGCCCCAGCCAACCCUUUCCACCUCUGCUCCCAGAUCCAGAAAUCCUCCCUGAAUCAGAGCCGUUCCUACACCAACAAUCCACGAGCAAUGAUUUGACUGAAGACGGCGAAGAAGAAGAAGAAGAUGAAGAUGACAUCGCUUUUGGAGAAGAUGUCGACUUUCGCUCGCAUUAUAAAUCUCCGCCGGCCUUUGAUGAACUGGACGAACAACAUGUUAGUUCGCUAAACGACGACGAUGAUGAUGAUGACGGGGAGGAGGAGGAUGACGAUGACGAAGAAGAAGACGAAGACGCCGAUGGCAAUGAUGGCAUCGCCCUCCACAGACCCUUUUUCCAAUCAACCGGAUCCCUACCCAAUGCCUUUGCGCCGCCGUUCUACAAUCGUCCGCCGACACCUCUCCCGCCCUCGCCCUCUCUGACGUCGCUGCUACGACCCUCCUUUUCAGCAAAUACCUCCCGUCCAACGACGCCUGAUAGUUCAGACGCGGAGACGCCCAAUGACACUGAGGCCGCGGUGGCCAAAUCGGCGCGGAUUGCGACCACGGUGCCACGGGUUAGCCCAAAGGUGCCGACAUAUGAAUACUAUGGCUUCGUGCUGUAUUUAGCAUCGUCGCUAGCAUUCUGUGCGUGA
Messenger RNA from Uncinocarpus reesii 1704, 633 nucleotides. RefSeq lists its product as uncharacterized. The record is from RefSeq and is a predicted model, not a curated record. The coding region runs from base 1 to 633 and encodes 210 amino acids. NCBI's taxonomy places the organism in Eukaryota, Fungi, Ascomycota, Eurotiomycetes, Onygenales, Onygenaceae. The transcript has a single exon.